CAGUAACUAGAAUCAUAUAAAUAAAAGGAAUUGCAUACAUUGUACUCUCAGUUUCAACUUUUAAAGCAUAAUUGAUCAUCAAUGACCACUCAGGGCAUCCAUGGCAAUCUCCUUGAAGUCACCGUCGUUAGCUGCAGUAAACUGAAGGAUACGGAAUGGAUUUCAAGGCAAGAUCCUUACGUUUCUAUCGAAUAUGGGAGCAGUAAAUCCACGACUCGUACUUGUACAGAUGGAGGCAAGAAUCCAACAUUUCAAGAGAAGUUUGUAUUUACACUAAUUGAAGGAUUAAGAGAGCUGAAUGUUUCGGUUUGGAAUAGCAAUACGGUCACACACGAUGAUUUCAUCGGUAGCGGAAAGAUUCCAUUGACAAAAGCUCUUUCUCAGGGAUUUGAUGAUAGUAGCUGGCCGUUACAAAGUAAAACCGGCAGGCAUGCCGGAGAGGUCCGAAUAAUAUUGCAUUAUACUACUAGCGGAUAUAAACCACCAAAAGAUUCUACUCAGAAACCAUCAAAGGGUUUUGCACCAUCAGCACCGUCACAUGUAGCACCUCCGGCGGCCAUGUACGCUGCACCACCACCGGCUUAUCAUCCACCAGGUGGCGCUUAUCCUCCACCCGGUGGUGCUUAUCCUCCACCUGCUGAUGCUUAUCCUCCACCCUACCAACAUAAUCCAAGUGCUUAUCCACCGGCACCAUACCCACCACAGCCAGUUACUUAUCCUCCUCCGCCCUAUCCAGCUUAUGGAUCACAUUAUCCCCCAGGUUCUCCUUUUCCCGGAAUGUAUCCUCCGCCACCUUAUUGAUGCACAAGUGUCGAUGACAAACUCAUAUCUGGCAAUAAAUCAUCAUAUAAUGUUGGAGUCAUGUCGUAUUUUUUUUUAUAAAAAUAUAAAAUAAAAAAUAUGUUUGACAAAAUCAUGUGAUGUUUACAAUUAUAAAUGAAUCAUGUAAUUUUAAACAUUCGUCAAAUAUGUCUUUAUUUAUUGAUUGAUUUUUUGUA
Messenger RNA from Helianthus annuus (common sunflower), 998 nucleotides. Its product is annotated as 16 kDa phloem protein 2. Bases 82 to 801 code for a protein of 239 amino acids. The record is from RefSeq and is a predicted model, not a curated record. NCBI's taxonomy places the organism in Eukaryota, Viridiplantae, Streptophyta, Magnoliopsida, Asterales, Asteraceae. The transcript is spliced from 7 exons.